GGUAUUUCACUACAAGCAGACCGUAGAGUAAAGAACCAGAGAAGGAGGGUGCACAUGACAUUAGAGCUGCCAUGGAGCGCAGACAGGGCUAUUCAGCAGUUUGGUAGAACACUCAGAUCAAACCAGGUCACUGCACCCGAAUACGUGUUCCUUAUCUCUGAACUGGCUGGAGAACAAAGAUUUGCCUCUAUCGUUGCCAAAAGAUUAGAGAGUCUGGGUGCUCUAACCCAUGGAGACAGAAGAGCCACAGAAACUAGAGACCUCAGUCGGUUCAACUUCGACAACAAGUAUGGUAGGAAUGCUCUCGAGAUCGUUAUGAAGUCCAUUGUGAAUCUGGAUUCCCCAUUGGUCUCCCCGCCCUGUGAUUUUGAUAGGGAUUUCUUUAAAGAAAUCCGCAAUGGUUUAAUUGGUGUGGGACUGAUUAACGUGGAGGAUCGAUCGGGAGUUCUCUCACUAGAUAAAGAUUACAACAACAUUGGGAAGUUCCUGAACCGGAUUCUGGGUAUGGAGGUGCAGCAGCAGAACGCCCUGUUCCAGUAUUUCUCAGACACUUUAAGUGCUGUCGUUCAAAACGCCAAAAAGAAUGGCAGAUACGACAUGGGCAUUCUGGAUCUGGGCUCUGGAGAUGAGAAAGUUAAGAAGUUUGAUGUGAAGAAGUUUUUGACACCAGGAUAUUCCACAUCAGGACAUGUUGAGCUCUACACGGUGAGUGUGGAGAGGGGUAUGUCGUGGGAGGAUGCCACCCAUGUUUGGGCAGAACAGGAUGGGCCAGAUGAUGGUUUCUAUGUGCAGGUACAGAAUAACAAGAAAAUUGAGGUCAACACCAAAAAGAGGCUCUUCAUGGUGUACAGACCCAACACCGGGAAACAGCUCAAACUGGAGGCGUACGCUGACAUUCGGAAGAGAUGUAAAAAGGUUCUUUCAGAUGAAGCCAAGCAGCACUGGAUUGAUCAGUACCAGUCUUCAGCAGAGAUCUGCUCUCAUGCAUAUUGGCGUGGGAACUGUAAGAAGGCCUCAGUGGGACUGCAGUGUGAGAUCGGGCUGCGCUGCAGGACGUACUACGUUCUCUGUGGUUCUGUUCUCAGCGUGUGGACCAAAGUAGAAGGCGUUUUGGCGUCUGUCAGCGGGAGCAACGUGAAGAUGCAGAUCGUGCGUUUGAGAACUGAGGACGGGCAACGGAUAGUAGGCCUGAUCAUUCCACCCAACUGCGUGGCUCCCCUGACCAACAUCCUGUCAUCGUCAGACCAAUCGCAGCAACUGGCAGUACAACAGCAGCAGAUGUGGCAGCAGCUGCACCCACAGAGCAUCAGCAACACGGUCAAUACCUAGCACGGCUCCUGGGCCCAGAGCGGGCACAGGACCUCAGCUCUGCAUCACACACCAGCCAGCCAGCCAGCCUCCCCUCCUCUUCCUCCCUGUUGGCAUGCCAUGAGGAACAGUGCCCUUGGUAUUUGAUGUUUCAGGGUUCGUGUCCAAAGGUGGCCCAAUCCGAACAAGGCUCACUGAAUGGACUCUACAGACUUGAAAGCUGGACGGCCUCCCAGGCUGAAGAGGCAGCACUACAUUGUGCAC
This is a messenger RNA of Astyanax mexicanus (Mexican tetra), 1572 nucleotides long. Its product is annotated as protein strawberry notch homolog 1-like. The record is from RefSeq and is a predicted model, not a curated record. Gene Ontology annotation, biological process: regulation of DNA-templated transcription. The transcript has a single exon. Gene Ontology annotation, molecular function: histone binding; chromatin DNA binding. Bases 55 to 1329 code for a protein of 424 amino acids. Gene Ontology annotation, cellular component: nucleus. NCBI's taxonomy places the organism in Eukaryota, Metazoa, Chordata, Actinopteri, Characiformes, Acestrorhamphidae.